Molecule: messenger RNA, 1191 nt
Organism: Akanthomyces muscarius
Lineage: Eukaryota; Fungi; Ascomycota; Sordariomycetes; Hypocreales; Cordycipitaceae
Exons: 3
Coding region: 1-1191 (396 amino acids)
Biological process (GO): fungal-type cell wall polysaccharide metabolic process
Cellular component (GO): fungal-type cell wall
Source: RefSeq, a predicted model, not a curated record
AUGAAGGUUCUACCUCCCGCCUUCACCAUCUGGAGCUUGGCUCUCCCUUCUACCGGUUCAACACUACGCAGAGACACAGCCCACAGCAGUAUUGAAGCAAGGGCCGGCUGGAACUCUCUGGGAUGCUACACUGACAAUGUCUCGGGACGAGCCUUGCCGUAUGGUGCAGCCACACCAGGCGGCGAUGCUGCCAUGACCAACGAAGUUUGUCAGAACGCUUGCCAAUCGGCGGGCUACUCGAUUGCCGGCACCGAGUAUGCCGGCGAGUGCUGGUGUGGUAACACCGUCAGCAGUGGCAACGGUCCUGCGCCAGGUGGCCAGGGCCAGUGCAAUAUGGCGUGCAAGGGCAAUGCGGCCGAGAUGUGCGGCGGCCCCAAUCGCCUGACCGUGUACCAGUCGUCCUCGGGCGGCACGAACCCUCCCACGUCGGGGACAGGAAAACGAGGGCUCCCGUACAAUAACAACAAUCCGAGCAAGAACUCUGUGUAUGCAAACCUGUUCAAGGGCUACAGCAAAAUAUCGUGGGCCUAUGACUGGGGAUAUCCUUCCUGGGACUUGGAUGCAUUCUUUGAGUUUGUGCCCAUGCUAUGGGGAAAACCGAGCGGCGACGCUCCCGACUGGACCGCGGCCGUGCAGAGGCCCGGCACCAGGCACAUUCUCGGCUUCAACGAGCCGGACCUGACGUACUCGGCCUCGUCCAACAUGCUCCCCGCCGUCGCGGCCGCCGGCUACGCGACCUACAUGCAGCCCUUUCACGACCGCGCGCAGAUUGGCAUGCCCAACGUGCUGUGGAACAACGACCUCGGCUCCUCUUCCGGCGGAGCUUACAACUCGCGCGUCUGGACGCAGUACUUUCUCGGCAACUGCACGGCGUGCCACUUUGACUUUGCCGCUAUUCACUACUACCAGGACUGCGAGCCGGCGGGUCGACCGGAGGGCGACGGUGCGGCAUGGUUCAUGGGAAACGUGACGGACGCGCACGACACGCUGCGCCUGCCGGUGUGGGUGACUGAGUUUCAGUGCUAUGGGACAGAGGCGCAGCAGAUUCGGUUUCUGGAGAGGGUGAUGCCUUGGAUGGAUGAUCAGAGCUGGGUGACGCGGUAUGCGUACUUUGGCACGUUUCCGGACUUUCUGGUCAGCCAUGAUGGGACUGCGCUGUCGGCGCUGGGAACAGCAUACGCAACCACUUAG